AUGUCUGAAGCAUACAAUUGCGAAAUGAUCAAUAUGCUACAGCUCCUGAGCCCACCCAUUGAGACAAAUGGAGUGGAUUCAAAAUUUUCUUUCGCAGUUCAAGAGCCAGACAUGAACACAGAAGAACACAAGUAUCUCACUCCAUUCAUUUCUGAACGUACGAUCAAUCAGUCACGUCCCCUCAAGGUCGUUUACAUUGGCGCUGGAAUAUCAGGUAUUCUGGCGGCGAUUAAGUUCCGGGAAGCAGUACCAAAUCUCAAUUUGGUGAUAUACGAGAAGAAUGCCGAUUUGGGAGGAACAUGGUAUGAGAACAGAUAUCCGGGAUGUGCAUGUGAUGUUCCAUCGCAUUCAUAUCAGUUGAGCUGGGAAUCUUGGACAGAGUGGAGUCAUUUCUUUUCUGGUUCGAAAGAAAUCCUCGAAUACUGGCAGCGUGUUGCCCAGAAGUAUGACGUUCGCAAGUAUAUGAAGUUUUCAACUCGCUGUGUUGGUGCGCGUUGGAACGAAACCAUGAAGAAGUGGUUUGUCCAGUUAUUCGACCAGAUGACCGGGGAGACAUUUGAAGACUCUGCUGAUCUUCUCAUGACUGGCACGGGACUUUUGAAUGAAUGGAAAUGGCCAUCAAUCCCUGGGUUGCAAUCAUUUAAGGGUCAGCUACUCCAUAGUGCAUGCUGGGAUGAGGAUUGGGAGAGUCAGGGAAAAAAUAUAGCAGUUAUCGGGGCUGGAAGUAGCGGUAUACAAAUCGUGCCAGCUCUUGUGGACAAAGUCAAGCGGAUGGACCACUAUAUUCGAAGUCGAACUUGGAUCUCAAAUCAACAUGGAGGAGAUCGACUCGCAUUCAAGACGGAUGGGAAAGGUGGCAACUUUGCCUAUACAGAAGAAGAGAAAAAGGCUUGGCGAGACGAUCCUGCAGGCUAUAUGAAAUAUCGCAAAGAGCUCGAAUACGAGAUGCAGACAUUGUAUACGAAAUCGCAACGAGGUAGCGAUCUGCAAAAGAAGACUCGCGCCCGGUGCAAACAAGACAUGAAGCAACGACUCGUGAACAAGCCAGAGCUACUUGAACAGCUAAUUCCUGAUUUUCCACCCUUGUGCAAAAGACUUACACCCGGGCCAGGAUACCUUGAGGCGCUCACUUCUCCGAACGUCGAAGUCAUCCCGACUGGUAUAAGGGAGAUCACCGAGAGUGGAAUAAUCACGUAUGAUGGCAAGUUCCGUGAAGUCGAUGCAAUUAUCUGCGCGACUGGUUUUGAAACAAACCCAGGUGGUGGAUUUCCAAUCAUCGGCCGGGGAGGCGUCAAUCUACGCCAGAAAUAUGCCUGUCGACCUGAAACCUACCUUGGGCUCUGCUCAGAUGGAUUCCCAAACUUCUUUCAAUCACUAGGACCAAAUUCUUUUCAAGGGGCCGGAAACCUACUGAUUAUGCUGGAGCAAGUUCAUUCUUAUGUGGCGCAGGUGGUCUCGAGAAUGGCAUUUGACAACAUCGGAUCCGUUGAGCCGAAAAAGGCUCAAGUUGAAAACUUCACAAAGUUCACAGAGCGCUAUUUUGAUCGAACGGUUUAUAGUGAGGAGUGUGCGAGCUGGUAUAAGUCCUCUGCCCCGGGAUCCACUCUAGAGGAACGAAAGAGGGGACGCAUUACGGCUUUGUGGCCUGGGAGCAGUCUUCAUGCACUCCGCGCCCUGGAGAAAGUGAGGUGGGAGGACUUUGAAACAAUUCCGUUCGAUGGGAAUGAAUUCGGGUGGUUUGGAAAUGGAAUGACUCUUGGAGAAAAAGCUAUCAGUGUAGACGAGGAGGCUGUUACCUGGUAUUUGAAGUCUACCGAGUUUUUAGAUGACAUUGUUGCCCCAGGCGAACAUUGA
Penicillium angulare is the source of this 1854-nucleotide messenger RNA. RefSeq names its product flavin-containing monooxygenase. The record is from RefSeq and is a predicted model, not a curated record. Bases 1 to 1854 code for a protein of 617 amino acids. NCBI's taxonomy places the organism in Eukaryota, Fungi, Ascomycota, Eurotiomycetes, Eurotiales, Aspergillaceae. The transcript is spliced from 3 exons. Gene Ontology annotation, molecular function: N,N-dimethylaniline monooxygenase activity; flavin adenine dinucleotide binding; NADP binding.